CGGGCAGGCCCCGCCCCCCGGAGAAGAGGGACCGGCGCAGCGCUUCCGGGAGCCCGGGGGCUGUGGCCAAUACCGGUAGCCCGAGGGACCUCUCUGGGAGUCUCGGACGUGAAGCCGGAGGCCCCACUCUCCGCGAGGUCUCAUCAUCUGUCCCUUUGGUGACCCUGGGAGUUCCAUCUUGGACCUCUUCUCACUCCACACAUUCUGCCUUGCUGGUUUCACCCUCUCUCGAGACCUGAAGAACUCGCUAGCGGCUGAUGACCAGAUUUCUGAGCCCGGAUUUCUCUCUGAGGCUUAGAUCCGUGUGGCCCCAACUCUGCCCCUUCUCUCAUUUUGGGGUCUUUGUACCUGCUGCUUAUUCUGCCUGGAAUGUUCCUUCCCUCAACUAGCUCAUCUGUCUGGCCCACCUUCCCCUGCAAGCCCUCUCUGCUGCGGCCAGCUCCAGAUUUCAGUUAGACGCCUCUCCCAUCUGCCUCCAGUCUCAACUCUUCUCACACCACAGGAGUGCUCUGUUUCUUUGCCUCUCUCGCCCAGGAACUUGUAAACUCCCUGAGAGCCCAGAUGCCCGUCCAGCCUCCAAGCAAAGACACAGAAGAGAUGGAAGCAGAGGGCGACUCAGCCGCCGAGAUGAAUGGGGAGGAGGAAGAGAGUGAGGAGGAACGGAGCGGCAGCCAGACCGAGUCAGAGGAGGAGAGCUCAGAGAUGGACGACGAGGACUAUGAGCGGCGCCGCAGCGAGUGCGUCAACGAGAUGCUGGACUUAGAGAAGCAGUUCUCGGAGCUGAAGGAGAAGUUGUUCAGAGAACGACUGAGUCAGCUGCGGCUGCGGCUGGAGGAAGUGGGGGCUGAGAGAGCGCCCGAGUACACAGAGCCUCUGGGGGGGCUGCAGCAGAGCCUCAAGAUUCGCAUUCAGGUGGCAGGGAUCUACAAGGGCUUCUGUCUGGACGUGAUCAGGAAUAAGUACCAGUGUGAGCUGCAGGGAGCCAAGCAACACCUAGAGAGUGAGAAGCUCCUGCUGUAUGACACCCUGCAGGGCGAGCUGCAGGAGCGGAUCCAGAGGCUGGAGGAGGACCGCCAGAGCCUGGACAUCAGCUCUGAGUGGUGGGAUGACAAACUGCAUGCCAGAGGCAGCUCGAAGACGUGGGACUCUCUGCCACCCAGCAAGAGGAAGAAGGCUCCCCUCGUUUCUGGCCCUUACAUCGUGUACAUGCUGCAGGAGAUCGACAUCCUGGAGGACUGGACGGCUAUCAAAAAGGCUAGGGCAGCUGUGUCCCCUCAGAAGAGAAAAUCAGAUGGACCAUGACCCUGCUGUUCACAGCCGAGGGGCCCCUCGGAGCAGCUGGCACCAAACCCAGGAUUUGCAUUUUCCUGCUGCCACAACACAGACUGACAGGCCCCUAGGGGUCUGCCCCGCCGGCCCUCCAGCACUGCUGCUGGGCCCUCCCAUCCAGCCACCACUGGUCUGGACUCCUCCUCUGCCCCUCCUCGGGGGCCUGUACAGCUGUGGCCUGGACCUGCCCUCGCCAGGCAAGACUGUCUCCUCCAUCCCCAGCGAGCCCACCACCUCCCCCCCACCACGAAGGCCAGCCUCCUCGGUGCCCUCCCUGACAGAGAAGACGUCCCUCAUCUUAAGCCAAAGCAAUGUCCUUCUUGCUGACCUUGGACCCGGCCCCCUAGUCACUGAGCCAGUGAGCAGAGCCCUGCUUCGUGGGAACUCGGUCCUGGAAAUUAUAUUUUGGGGGCCUGUCUGUCCUGGCUGUUGCUGGAGGUGAGAAGGCAGGCUCCCCAGGUCUUCUCGAGGCAGUUCUUGGUGUCUUCCUCCCGGAUUUCGGGGACUGGAAUUAAAACCUUUCCUGAGA
Equus caballus (horse) is the source of this 1858-nucleotide messenger RNA. It is a transcript of the gene BRMS1, whose product is annotated as BRMS1 transcriptional repressor and anoikis regulator. Lineage: Eukaryota; Metazoa; Chordata; Mammalia; Perissodactyla; Equidae. The record is from RefSeq and is a predicted model, not a curated record. Gene Ontology annotation, biological process: negative regulation of transcription by RNA polymerase II. Gene Ontology annotation, molecular function: histone deacetylase binding. Gene Ontology annotation, cellular component: Sin3-type complex.